This is a messenger RNA of Photinus pyralis (common eastern firefly), 915 nucleotides long. RefSeq lists its product as uncharacterized. The record is from RefSeq and is a predicted model, not a curated record. The transcript is spliced from 2 exons. NCBI's taxonomy places the organism in Eukaryota, Metazoa, Arthropoda, Insecta, Coleoptera, Lampyridae. The coding region runs from base 204 to 620 and encodes 138 amino acids.
GGUACGGAACUAUAAAUUCAGCUUUACAAUUUACAUUACCGAAAAAACUUGCGUGCGUAUUCUCACCGCAAGGUACGCUAGGCACCUCCAUAAUUUCACAGGUUAGGUUUUUGCAUACAUAAAAAUUGUUUUUGUACUAAUGAUUUAAUGAAUAAUAUGGCAUAUAGUUAAAAGUGCCAUUCUUUAAUUAUAAGCACAAUUAAAUGGGCCCCUACUUCUUAAUUAUACUCUUUGCUGUUUUUAGUUUUUGCGUGAUAAUGUUAUUGCUUAAAGUGUACUGUGUGAAACUAUAUAGGCGAUACACAAACAGUGUCAGAAACAGCCGUAAUACUAGAAUUCCUCAAACUCAUACCGAUUAUCGCCAAACAAGCUUGCAAGAUCGAAACAAUUCACAUCAUGGAGCUUACAACUCGGAUGCGUGUAAUACACCCACGACAAUGCCAUUCCCGAGUACGCGAGCACGUCCAAUGCAACCAAUAAGUGCCAAUAACCCAUAUCCACCGCCAUUCUCACAUACAUCUACAAAUUCGGCAGCAAACAAUGUGCAAAUGUCUAAUGAUUCUGACUUGCCACCUUCAUAUGAAGUUGCAACUGGCCAAUGUACAUCGACUCUACAUUAGAUGCAAUUGUGACCAAUUAUAUACUUGCUAGGUGUUUUAAAGACGAGCUGAUUGUUGUUGUAAUGUGGAACAACUGUGCUGUGUCCUUCCAAUUUAUGUACUGAUGUCUUGAAUUUUAUGGCACACACAGUCUAUAUGUGCUCUAAGAGCGUUACGCUAUUUAUUUUUAUACUGUGUCUAGUCAUUUUUUUAAUUAUAGUAGAUGUACUAUUUUUGUACCUUGAUCUAAUGUUUGAUUAUUUUUAUAUAACAAUUCUGCUAAGGCUACAGCUUCCCAGUAAAUAACUGCUACUCG